Molecule: messenger RNA, 282 nt
Organism: Chondrus crispus (carragheen)
Lineage: Eukaryota; Rhodophyta; Florideophyceae; Gigartinales; Gigartinaceae
Exons: 1
Coding region: 1-282 (93 amino acids)
Source: RefSeq, a predicted model, not a curated record
AUGCCCCGUUUUGCUGCGGUUUGCUUUGCUUUGCUCAAAGAAGUGAUUUGGCGUGCUAUGAGUGGCUCCUACGUUUUAAUUUAUGUGUUUAAGAAAAGCAAGGGCUUAACCCUGUGCCUAGUUGUAGAAGGUUUUCCGUCACUAUACUGUAAUUUAGAGAUGGUUUUUGUGAAAUCUCAAAGAGAGGGUUGGGCCACAGUACGCACAGGGAGACCUACAUAUACUGGCAAUAUUGCCAGUGAGAGCAUCAAAUCUGAACAAAACUCUCAAAAAUCUCAAUGA